GGCAAUUGCUGGUAGAAUACGGCACAGUUUAGCGGGGCCUGGUCAUAUGAUUAUUUGUAUAUUUAUCGAUCGGCACCGCUCGCUUUUGGGUUGAUAAGCCCUCCCUUCGCUCGCAGCCUACCUCCCAACAUUUAACUUUUUAAAACGAAUAUCAUCACGCAAUGGCUUCACCUGAUAGAAUUCCGUCCCCCCAAACAACACUAGUGCCCUUCAUCUCGGCUGAAGAUGCAUCCACGAUGGCGUAUCCGACCUGCGCCCUCCCUGGUGCUCGUGAUGUGGAAACCUUCUAUGGAAGUAUGCGAGUCUAUGAAUGGGGACCGCUUGAUGGGGAAAAGGUCUUGUUCGUUCAUGGAGAUGCCACCCCUUGCCUCGUGUUUUCUAAGAUUGCCCAAGGGCUAGUGGAUUCGGGACACCGAGUAAUGCUUUUUGAUCUCUGGGGUCGGGGAUAUAGCGAUACGCCACUCGGCUGUAGGCAUGAUGUUCGUUUAUUCGCAUCCCAAAUACUUUUGGCCCUCGGGUCGUCGCCUCUCUCUUGGGCGGGAAGCGGCAACUUCUCAAUAAUUUCAUUUUCCUUAGGUGCACCUAUCUCCCUGGCAUUUGUAGGUGCUUUCCCCCAAUCAAUUAGGUCGCUGGUCUUCCUCGGUCCAGCAGGUCUCAUCCGCAGAUUGCCAGAUGGCUACGAAGACCAGCUAAUGCAUCGGCCCGAACUUGCCCUAUCGCAAGAAGCCCUCCGUGAGAAAGUCCGGCAAAUCCUUGGUGUAUCCCCUUCUAACACGGCUUUGAAUAUCCGGUUGAAUCCGGAAAGCGUGAUCUCAGCUAAGAAGGGACCGCCUCGCGUAGAAAAGACUUUCGACAUGGGAGGCGUCCUCCAGUGGCAAUUUGACUAUCAUCAAGGUCACAUCCAUUCGUUCCAAGACACUGUCCGGUACGGCCCGCUGCAGAACAGAGAGGAUUUGUGGAGAACGGCUUGCGACAUCAUUGCCGGUCGGACACGACCAGAUAGCGCUCUACAUAAGUCUAGGCUGCUUGUCUUCUUUGGCCAAUCUGAUGAUGUUGUUGUGGGAACGGAAACGACUGAGGAUAUCCUCAAGUUGUUACCUUCUAGUCAUCUGGAGGUUGAGUAUCUGCCGGGGGGGCAUGGCUUCCCUUAUCCGAACAGUGAGAAGAUUACUCAGAAGAUUAUCUCCUUUUGGGGUUCCAGGCAUCCCGUGUUGUAGAUCUAGGGGAGAACAUAUCAAGACUGGGUUGUUCGAUCAAUUUGGAUAUAUGUUACUCCUAUUUAAAAACUGAACUGGCAAGUUAGUGAUCUUCACUGAGUAUUAUCUUUCUCGCUGGUGGACUUAAAUCUUAGGGCAAUUCGGUGUUGAAUACGCAGUGUGUAGUUCAACGCGACACAUUACCGACCCCAUGGGUCGGCUUCCGACUUCGUACACUUUUUUCUGGGUGCUGCUAUGGAAGAUGACAUUUGGGCUGGUGUAGGGUGCAUCGUUACAUCCGCCAUUCGUGCCACAUUGAUAGGUAAACCUCAUUUACUGUACAGUAUCUUCAAAUCUUACUCCUAUCCCCCGUGGGACACGGAGAAACUCAAGUCCAGUUCGUAUGGGUGGCUGCAGAUUCAGUGGGACCAAGCCAGGAAUUUGAUGUCUUCGUGUGGAUACGGAUGUAGCUAUUUGCCUUGGGGUUAUAAAUAGGAGUCGUGCAACCUAUAGUAGAACCGCCUCCAGCAAUUUAUUGUCCUUGAUACCUACCUAGGUACUUAUGGGACGAAUGACAACAUAAGAAGGAAUUAUAACU
Hypoxylon trugodes is the source of this 1794-nucleotide messenger RNA. RefSeq names its product Alpha/Beta hydrolase protein. NCBI's taxonomy places the organism in Eukaryota, Fungi, Ascomycota, Sordariomycetes, Xylariales, Hypoxylaceae. The transcript has 2 exons. The record is from RefSeq and is a predicted model, not a curated record. The coding region runs from base 162 to 1217 and encodes 351 amino acids.